AUGACGCGGAUCCACACGCAGCUGAGCAUGCUCCUCAUGCUCCUGCUCGGCCUCAUGUGCCCCAGUGUGCAAGGAUUCUGCAGCGUUGAACACUGCACCAACAAAACCACAUGUGUUCUGACCAAAGACCAGCGACGCUGCAAAUGCACUGUGGGAUAUUAUGGAGACCUGUGUGACAAAGAUGCACAGAUUGCAGUGAUGUGUGGCAGAGACUACAUUGCGAUGAGGGUAGUCGAGGAUUUCUUCAAGUACUACAACGUGCCGCUGGAAUCGCUGCACUUACCCAACAAAACGUGUCGAGUUCAGAAGGAGGAGAUCGACGGCGUGUCGUACUUCAUGUCCUCUAUCUCCAAAGAGCAGUAUCUGAAGUGUGGAGGCAGACCGCUGGAGAAAAACCUGACUCACGUCUCGUACUCUCUGAGUUUGCUGACGGACCCUCAGGUGAUGGGAAACAUCAUCAGAGAUCCCGUCAUUAAGAUCGACUACACGUGCGUCUUCCCGUACAUCAGGACCGUCAGCCUGCCGUUCCCGGUCGUUCCCUUCUCCAGUGAGAUGGUCAUACGAGCAGAUGAACUCGACGCUGAGAUCCAGAUGAUGCUCUACAAAGACCGAACCUACAAGAAGGCCUUCACCAGCGCCCCCACCAUUGAACUCCGAGACAAGGUGUACGUGGAGGUGACCGUGACGAAGCCGGCAGAUUUCUUCCUGCUCCGCAUCAACGAGUGUUGGGCCACUCAGUCUCCUAAGCCCAACUCGACAGAGGGAUCAGCUUACACGCUGGUCCAGAACGGCUGCGUGAACGACCAAACUGUCUCUUUUCUCAACGUGAGCGAGGGAGAGUCCGGCAGGAACGGAGAGAGUUCCACCGUCCGCUACAGCUUCGACAUGUUUCGCUUCACAGCAGAACCGAACAGCUUCUACCUGCACUGCUCCGUGCAGCUGUGUGAGCCCGACGACCACCAGUCCUGUAUCCCUAGCUGUAAUUCGAUCAGUAAGAGAGCAGCAGUGAGGGCAGACCCCCUCCAGGGACUCCUGUCAUAUGGACCAAUCAGAAUCGAGAUGCCACACAGACCUCAAUCCAGCAUACUGUCCACAGUGGUGCUGCCCGUAGCGGGGGUCUGGACCAUGGGGGUCUUCCUCAUCGUGGUCAUCACUGUGGCGAAGGCCGCCAGCCGGAGGCUCAAACGAGUGGAACAGCACUGA
Molecule: messenger RNA, 1203 nt
Organism: Limanda limanda (common dab)
Lineage: Eukaryota; Metazoa; Chordata; Actinopteri; Pleuronectiformes; Pleuronectidae
Gene: zpd
Product: zona pellucida glycoprotein d
Exons: 10
Coding region: 1-1203 (400 amino acids)
Biological process (GO): neutrophil migration
Cellular component (GO): apical plasma membrane; cell surface
Source: RefSeq, a predicted model, not a curated record